Messenger RNA from Diaporthe citri, 1230 nucleotides. RefSeq lists its product as uncharacterized. NCBI's taxonomy places the organism in Eukaryota, Fungi, Ascomycota, Sordariomycetes, Diaporthales, Diaporthaceae. Bases 1 to 1230 code for a protein of 409 amino acids. The transcript has 3 exons. The record is from RefSeq and is a predicted model, not a curated record.
AUGCCCUGCCACACCACAGACCGUUGUCGCUACAAGACAGCGUAUCGACCAAGACUGACGACCAUCUUUCUCUGCCUCCUAGGCCUUGCCUUGUUGCCGUCUGCGCUGUGCCGCGUCGGCGCCGAGAGCCGCCAUCGUGAUGCUACGACGCAGGAAGCCGUCCCUGUUGCAAUAGGAUUCCAUCUCGGCCAGGCAUACGCAACAUCCGUCGCCCACUUCUCAAAUGGGACCGUCAUCAACCUGGCAAAGGUCCCUGCGGGCGACGAGUACACAGCGCUUAUGGAACGAAUGGUCCGGCAGCCCGCUCCGCAGGAUCGACCUGGCCGCCUUCAGAGCUUAUGGAGGCUUUUGAUGCGGACUCUCCGGAUGCCACCAAGCAAGGAUGCCGCAGUUUUGGUCAGAGUGGCUGCCGCCUUGAAAGCCGAGUCUGAAGCUGCCCUCGACGGCCGUGCCAUUGAUUCGGCCGCCGUCACAGCGCCGUGGAUGGCCGCAUGGGACGGUCAAGUGGCUUCCAAUAGCAUCAUCAAUGACGUCCUCGUGCUAGUAGGUAUCGAGCCUGUGUCAUGGGAGGACAGUCAUCCCAUAUACCUGGGCGAGACCAACAGCCUCCUCGCAGCGAAUAAGCGCCGGCUGUGUGUGGACCGCUGGUGUGGUGUCGGAUCAGGUCUUAGCGAGCAAGGGGCAGUCGCCUUUCUCAUUAGCUUCACGAAUCAAUCUCUCCAUACGUCUUUUCAGAUUGCGCGUUGCUUCUAUUCCGAUUCGUGGGACAAUCACCUCAGCACCAUCGACCCCAGAUAUGGACUGGACAAGUUAAAGGAGUCGGAGCCCCCCCAAGACUUCUGGGACUCAGUUCGCGAACGUCUUCUAGAACAAGUUGCCGAGCACGCAAGGCGUCAUUCUGUACACUCUGACCUUCCUUUCCUCGUGCUCGUUGCCGGGGAGGCAGCCACUGAGCCGGACUUUACAGAUGUCCUGCAAGAGGUCGUCAAGAGCAUUCCAGACGUCCGCGUCACCAGUGGUGGUGAGCAGACGGGUGACAUACGCCGGCAACAAGGCACUGAACGGCAACCGGAGGUGGAGCUCAUCAUUCCGGAUGAUCCCACGUUUGCUGCUGCGAGAGGCGCGGCGUUUUGGAUGUGGGUGAGGCUUGAAGGGUCCUAUUGUGACGAAUGGUGCGCUGCUAAUCCCGGAGAGUGCAUGUCGCAGUACGACGCGCAUGAUGAGUUGUAA